This is a messenger RNA of Amoebophrya sp. A120, 21973 nucleotides long. The record is from the annotation of a GenBank genome assembly. Lineage: Eukaryota; Dinophyceae; Syndiniales; Amoebophryaceae.
CGGAAAUCUACCUCCGACUGUAUAACAUGGAGGGCCGGGACCCGAUCCAGGCCGAAACGCGGUUCCGGAUCAUUUUCUUCCCGUUGACCUUCUGGUACUUCGACAAGUGCGAGUGGGAAUGCUUGCCGGACCAUUCCGCCGGGAAGGAGUGCCGGACGGAGAUCGUGAACGAGAAACUGUUCCGGAAUCUAGAGGCGUUGGUGCCGACCUCCCCGGAGUUGACCAGGAGGGUGAACAUUAUGGUCAUCGGGUUGCCGAAACUGAUGAACCCGAUCAACGGGGGCGACCCCUCGCCGGUGAUUAAACUCAAGGAAGUUAUCAAAUGCAAAUAUGUCUGGGUCUGGAAGAAUGCAACUUGUGAUGCUGCGUCUGGAUUCCAAAAGAAUUUGUACUGCAUGAGCAGCAAAGAGAAUGCAACUUUUGCUACGCGGACAGAGGAUUUGUCAUGCGAAAUAGGCAUCAAGAAGCUUUCAAAAAAUCUGUGAUGCUAGGGCAUGCAUCACAGACAUCAUGGCUCACGCAAAACGUGCAUGACAACGACAAGUCUCAGAAUCUUCCGGACCCAGACACUUUUGCACUUGAUAGAAGUCCGGGUUCCGCAGUACGGAUUUGCGCCGCAGAAACUCGGGAUUGAGAUGAUCGACGCGGAUGGGCGCCGGCCGAACUUGAUCUUUUCCGACCGGUUUUUAUCGCUGAAAACGGCGUUUUACACCAACACCAAAAUCUUAGUCCAGGGCGCCUUGGGGUACGGGCCGAAGCCGUUUGUGCGGGAGCAGAACAACAUGCUGUUGUUGAUGCAGUUGGGAGCGUUCAUGCGAUCCGGGAAAGACCCAGUGCUAAAAGACGUCCACCCAGACACCUACACGACCGAGGCGCCGGACGUCAACGCGACGGAAGCGGAGGUGGGGGAAUUUUCCACGACGGUGGCGCCGACGCACGACUUAGGGCUGGGGAGAUUGGGGAACGUGACCUACAGCACGCUGAUUGAGUGCGAAGACUACGACCCGGAAUACUCUUCGGUCUUGCAAAUCGUUUUACCGGAAGGGUACGUCUGCGAUCUGGACCGGACGAACGACUGGAAGUCGCACGGGAUUUUCAACAUCAACGUGGACGAGAACGGGUUUUACAAGGACUAUGUCGUCACCGAGUUACCGGACGAGAAGUCCGGGUUCUGGUGCGCGGGGCUAACCAACGUGUGCACGUACUUUUUCCGGAAAUUCGUCUCCCUGUAUCCAGGGCAGAAAUACUGGAUCCCGCUCCUGGUCAGCAACCCGAUCACGGAAAUGUACCGGUCGCAGUACAACGGGAUUAACUUCUACCAGAUUCACUUCCAAUGGACCAGUGAGUUCUUCGAAGUUUCGGAAUGCGUCUACGAUCCGGACCCGGUUUCGCACCAGAGACAGAUGAUCUGGACGAAAGAUGUCGGCUUGCUGUCCGUCGCCGGACCAGACCCCAUGGGCGCGGUGGACACCAGUGAGCGGACGAUGUGCGACUACUACGGCGCGUUAGACGGGGAGGACUUCAAUAAGCAAUGCACGGGGUCCCGGCUGAACAAAACCAGCUUGGCGGACAUGCUGGUCAAAUCCGACUACUACUGCGCGAAAAACUCCUUCGGGCAAACAGAAAGGGAAAGGACCAGGUUUUCCAAAGCGGGGCUGAGCUUGCUGUUUGACAAGCAGGGGGUCAGCUUCCGCGAUAUCAUCAAAGAACCGACGAAUCACAACGCUUUUCUCCGCGGGGGGUUGCCCAUGCUGGAGAACUUUUUGAUCCCAACGCACGCCCUGGCCCCCCCGAUCGACAUGGGGCCGCUGCCCGCAAACACGUUUCAGAAGCUGUACGAUAUGGCGGGAGCAAAACAAUAUUUUUGAAAACAAUAAAAUUUUGACCAAAGGGUAAAAAUGCAUAUUACGAUGGGAUUACCUAGUUACAUUUUUAUGAUAUGCAUAGCUAGGCACCAUGUUAAAGUAGCUAGCUAAGGAAGGUCCGGGGCCGGCAUUUCGACAUCGUCUUCCACGAGCUGCUGCUCCACGGCUGUGGGCACAGCCGUAACCGACCGGGCCGCCCUUCCUCCGUGCUGAUGCCGCUCCACCGGACCUUCCUUAGCUAGCUAGCUUAAUCACAUAGUUAAUUGGCGCCUUUUAUAGAUGGUUUUACAGUAUGCUAGAUGCAAAAUCCUAAAUACCCAUCGGUCAAAAUUUUAUUGUUUUCAAAAAUAUUGUUUUGCUCCCGCCAUAUACGAGGUGAACGCGUACACGAAGACGUCCACGCAACUCAUGUACGAGCAGUUUUGGCAGAGGCCGAUGUCUAUCAACUGCAAAUAUGUCUGGGUCUGGAAGAGUGCAAGAUUUGUCAUGCAUAUUUCUCAUGACCCAUGAUGCCUGUAAUGCAUGACCUAGCAUCACAGACUUUGAGAGGGCUUCCUGAUGCACCUUCCGCAUGAGAAAUGCCCUGUCCGUGUACCACAAACCGGAUCCCUCUUGCUGGUCAUGCAAUACAAAUUUUUUUAGAGUCCAAAAACAGCAUGACAAGUUGCAAUCUUCCAGACCCAGACACUUUUGCAGUUGAUAAUGUCGACGGAACGACGGGACGCGGAGAACGAGUUUUGGAACCGGCCGCCGAACAAGCGGCUGAUCCCCUUCUAUCAACUGCAAAUAUGUCUGGCUCUGGAAGAGUCGGGACUUGUUAUGCACAUUUUGCAUGACCCGCGAGGUCUGUAAUGCAGGUGCUAGCAUCACAGAUUUCUUGAGAGCUUCUUGAUGCUAAUCACGCAUGAGAAAUGCCCUCUCCGUGUGCCAAGAGCUGACUCCUCUUGCUGCUCAUGCAACACAGAUAUUUGUAGAAUCCGCAGACAGCAUUACAAGUUGCACUCUUCCAGACCCAGACAUUUUUGCAAUUCAUACCUUUUCGGAAGAGACGAAUUUAGAUUUUGUCGGCCGCAUCGCCGUGAUCGCGAAGAUGUCGGAGGAGAUCCAGUACAGCGAGAGAAGUGGGUUUUCUGCAAGUUACAACUACAUGGUUGUUUCCACAACCCCCGCCCCGUUCGUGCGAGACACGCUCGUGAUGGGCUACACGGAGACGACGAGCACGACGGCCUUACCCCUCCCGUCCGCCUUGUUCCACGGGAAGGGGCCGAACGAGGUGAUGCUGUUUUUCCAGUCGGCUUUGUUGGUGGAAAACGAGGCGGAGUUGGUCGUGGAUUUACCCACCGGCUACAAUGUCCAGUCCGAGUGCACGGGGACGGAGCUCGACGGGUACUACUUCGCCAACCACGGCAUCGCGGCGAAGGACGUCUACGAGAAGGCGGCGGACGACAACAUUCAAAAGAUGCUCCUGCGCCCCUACCUGCUCGCGGCGUCGGGGUCGCUUUUGGUCGAGAAACUAGAGUACCAGGGGAUCGUGCCGGAUGCCGAUCUGCUCCUCGACCCGAUCAACAACCAGCCGAACGGGGCCUACACGCCGCUCACGAUCGGGGUAAGGUACAAGAAACCUAACGCCUAUCCACCGUAAAUUUCAUCCCGUACUACACGACGUACAAAUGUGGUUUCUGCAUGAAAAAAGUGCUCUGAAAUCCUAUAACCUAUUUAGCAUGACAAAUGGCUUGCUCUAGGUUGACGAAGUUUGUGUAUGCAUUUUGUACGUGUACAGGAAAUUUGUAUUGCAUAAUGCCUAUGGACUUUCCUUCUUCCUCCAGCUCCAUGUGGACCGGACGGGGGGCAAUUUGAACACCGUCGCGACCCCGAACUCGAUUAAUGGCGUCCCUUUCGAAGAAAUCGGGUUCGUGCAGUGGCAGUUGGUGGACGACGCGAACAGGUUGUACCUGUAUUCCGAGACUUACUUUCCGCGGACCGACAUCAAGCGGGUCGUCUACCCGUUGUCGCCCGCGAUGGUGACGAGCUGGAAGUCCGUUGUGGUGGAAAACGCAAAAGCACUCGAAGCGGCCACGAUCAACCAGCUCGGGGUCCAGGAAGCGGGGAUCGAAUCCUUGGGAAGGGACCUGUUCGACGUGCGGCCGCGCGUGCGGGGCAUCUGCGAGGGCUCGCUGGCGGCCGACAGCACCGGUACGCAGCCGUAUUCGAGACACUACGACGUGUACUACGGCGGAGACACGCUGCUGAACCGGGCGAUUCUAAGAUCCCUGGGGCCGCUGUACGCGGGGGAGCUGUACGCUUUAGGCUUGUAUGAAAUGCAAAAAUGUCUCGGUCUAGGAGAUUCCGACAUUUGUCAUGCAGUUUUUUCAAGCUCCCCCACGUCUGGAAUGCAGGGCCUAGCAUCACAGGUUCUGCAGCUACUUGGUGAUGCGUAUUCUGCAAGAGAAAUGCGCUCUCCAACAUGGCCAGAAGUGGGCACCUUUUGCGCGUUCUGCGUCACAGAUCUUUGUAGGGUCCGAAACAAGCAUCACAAGUUCGGAUCCUUCCCGACCCAGACAUAUUUGCAAUGCAUAGCUUGCAGAUGACGAACCCGGACUUCAAAAAAGAGUACAUCGAGAAGGUGUGGCGGGCGAACUUUCAAAAAGAGCACCAAGCGCUGCUGGCGAACACGAGCUUUCACAAGGCGAACACCAUGAUCGAGUCGGGGACUUUGGUGAACUCACUGGGCUACCCCGGCCGGAUUCAGGAGCAAAAGUUGAAGAUGUACGUGCGGGACGCUUUGGGCUUUGUGCAGGGGACCCACUCCCGGUCGAUUUUCCAGAACCCGGACAGGAGGGGCACGGACGAAUCUUUUCUGAAUGUUUUCCCCUUCGAGCACGGUUGGCAGUUAUUUCAAUACGAAUGGCCACGGAGGGCGGUGGUGUUAGAUUUUUAUUCCGCGGUGGAUGGGAAGUUGUUGACAACCAGCACGGAUAGCAGUGGGCUGGAGGUCAGGGACGAAUUGAAUUUAAAAGACCCCCCGGACAGCACCCACUACGAAAUCAAGCAGACCGACACGCAAAAUUACGAUAUUUACCUACUGCAUCCGGUGUACGACGUGUCAAAGUUGAUUUUGCCCUCUUUCGCGAUCCUCGGGACGAUUUUGAAGGCGAAAAUCCGGUUUUUGAUCCCUCCGCACCUCGUCUUGCUAUGCAAGAAAAAAGUUGUGUAAGUGUAAAUCUCUGAUGCAGAAAAUGCAAAACAGUUACGCUUGUGAUGCUCGACAUGCAUGAUCGGCUCGCUUCCUAUGUAUUUUCCCUUCGUAUGUGCGCAUAACAAGUUUGGCCUGUCCCUGUCAUAGCAGACAAACUUGUGAUGCUGUUUUCCCAAAAGACUGACACUAACACAGUUUUUUUUUUGCAUACUUGCUCGAUCGCAUCCACCAAAUUUUCUUCCACCAGGAAGCGAUUUUAGCGGCGGGGUACUUUGUAUCAAAUGUAAAGAUGUCUGGGUCUGGAAAAGUGGAACUUGUAAUGCGUGUCAUGCAUUCCCGGAAAAUCUGUGUUGCAUGAGCAGCAAAACAGAGGCUUUCUUUGUCAUGCAAAAACGCAAUUUGUGAUGCGUGCUAGGCAUCAGCAGGCCUCUCAAAAAUUUGUCAUGCUUGGCUGCCAUUGGAGGCGCUUCAAUCAUGCGCAAUUCGGCAUCACAAGUUUCCAGACCCAGACAUUUUUGCAUUUGAUACUUUGCUUCCGGGUACGACCGCACGAGGUUUCUGGAGUUGCAAACGCUGUACACGAAAAUCUGGAACACGACGGAAACCUUGCCCGGGUCCUGGUUUCACUUAAUGCACGACGUUGUGAACUCCAUGGACUUACAAUACUGCUCGAACGGCGCAAGAACGUUAGAACACGUACACCAGGAAGCGGUACUCUACCAGCAGCAGCAGGCGGCCAUCGCGGCCGCGAUCGCCGCGAACCCCGAUUUGGCCACGACCACCACGACCACCUCCACCACAACGGUACCCGCUGGCGUCGCGCAGAAUUUUCCCUGUGUCAACAUGCAGGAGCUGGUCCGCCAGUACUACUACUACUUCCAAGAGCAGUCCGGCGCGCGACUGUUCGGCUACCGGCCGAGACUGGAGGACGACGCGAUCGCUUCCGGCGGGAGCGAAAACAACACAGAGCAAAUCACGGUGGAGGAAAAGUACCCACGCUUGCUCGACGCAGCGCCGUUGCUCGGCUCCCCGGUGUCGAACUUGACUGAUCCACCGUUCGUAUGGAAGCGUCAGGUUUGAAAUCGUCAAAGUUGAAAUAAUUUGUAAUGCAUAAAAUGCAUGGCCCGAGGUACGUGUGUUGCAGAGCAGGCAAGUGAGACCGAUUGCAAGCCUGUUUGGGGUUACAGCUCGAGCUGCUAAAGUAGCUUGAGAAGAUCGCUCUUUUUUGCCUAAACAGCAUGACAAACUGGAUCACUUAGGGACCGCCGAAAUUUGUCAUGCGCCACGUGGGAACUGGGUUCCAACUGGCAUCCAUUUUAUGCAUGGCAAAUCAUUUCAACUUUGUCGAUUUCGAUCCUGACAGUUCCAUAGUUCGAUCACUUCUUCAAACUCCACACUAACAUGCGGAUCAUCGCGCCGAAGUUUUACGAGUUUUACUUCUUGACCUCCACCCACAGCUUCACGAACAACUUCAACGGGAGAGUCCGGAAUGGCAGGAGUUCCCGCUACGCUGCCGGCUACGGCGUAUCAAAUGUAAAAUGUCUGGGUCUGGAAACUUGUGAUGCUAAAAGUGAAUGGUAGACGGACUGCAAUACGCAGCUAUGCAUGACAAUUUUUUUGGCGUCCAUGUCUUACGUAUUCCGCAUGACAAACUGCGUUUUUGCGUGACAGGUAAGAGGGCCUUUUCGUGCCUAUGCAACACAGAUUCUCGAGUCAUGCCAGACACGCAUGACAAACUUGCAUUGUUCCAGACCCAGACAUUUUUACACUUGAUACGGCGUGAAGCCGAGCAAUGAGCUGCAGUUCGAGGAGUUCCAGGUGUCGACCAAGUACCUCUACGAGGCGGAGCUGAUGGUGCAAACGCCGGAGUACACAUCCACGCCGAGAUAUUCAGGAAAAAAACUGUGUAAGUGUAUGUUUGCACUAGAAAGAACAGCAUUACAAAGUCGCUUUGCAUUACAGGGAAAACCUGUCAUGCGCAGCUAGUAUGUGGAAACACGUAUGAAAGUAGCCCAUGACGCAGAUCCAGCAAGACAAGUGUAUAUAGUUUUGCAAAGUCUGCAUCACAGAGUUACACUCACACAGUUUUUUUCUUGCAUACGAGAUCCGCUUUGGCGUUUAAGUUCGAACUGGGGUACAAACUAUGCCUUGCAAAUAUGUCUGGGUCUGGAAAGGUGGAACUUGUGAUGCUAACUUUGGAUUCCAAAAAAAUCUGUGUUGCAUGACUAGCAAGAGGAGUUCAGUUUGUGUUACGAGGGGAGGGCAUUUGUCAUGCGGAAUAGGCAUCAGGAAGCCUUCCAAAAAUCUGUGAUGCUAGGGCAUGCAUUACAGGCGUCAUGGAUCAUGCAAAACAUGCAUGAUAAGAUAGACCUUGCAUCCUUCCAGACCCAGACAUAUUUGCACUUGAUACAAACCGCUGGAUGCGUAUUUAACCCAGAUCGAGGGCAGUACAAGCAUCACGACCUACACGGUUUCGACCACCAGCUUGUACUACGAGCCGGCGAAACAUGUGUACUUGGAAAGCGUUGCGGCCUUGUCGAUGAACGCGCCGAAGUUGCAAGUGAUCUACGACGCAAGUGUCCGGUCGUUGGACAACCGGAUCGGGGUGUCCGGGAAUUUGAUGAUUCUGUCCAUGCGAACCACGACGGUUCUCAACGAGGGCAACGGGUUCCAGUUUUCCGGCGUCAGCACGGCAACUAUCGGGCUGAAGCUGCUCUGUUCGCCGGAAGGGUUGUCUGGGAUCGACGUGGACGAUUACAAGUGCGUCUCCACGAACCCGGACCCGGGGAACCCGCGGAUGCAGCUGACUUUGACCACCGGCCCGCACCCGCCGGGGCUGUACAGCUUCAAAAUCACCGCGACCAACCCGACGGUGACAUACGACACGCGGUCGACGGGCGUCUUUUUUGAACUCGGCACGUACGAUUUCGGCGGGACGAGUAGAAGGACAAGAAGAUUGGUGGAGAAAUUGAAGGCGGAGAAGAGGAUUCUCGGAGCGGAAGAAGCACCAGCAGGGGUGGUGGAAAGCAGGAGUAUUGGAAGAACUGCAAGCAGUUUACUACCCUCAUCUUCUGCGGGAAGUGCAAGUGGGACUCCGACCGCUAGUGCAACAACUUCUAUUGCAACAAGUCCGAGCGCAGCAUCACCAGCGAUGCUGCCGACCCCACUUUGGAUGGAACAGCAAAAUGAAAGGGAAGAAAAAAGGUCGCUGUCCUUGCUGGUCGACAAGCUGCUGCCGAAGGAGCAGCUGGAAACCGCGACCGAGGGAUUGUUUACCAAACUUCCGCGCGACCCGUUUCCUUUAACGGAACUGCAGAAAUUCCGGACGUUCCUGCUGCAGAGGGAAGUAAAAGCGGGGCGCAUGAUGUUGCAAAAAUCUUCCGGUGCAGCUGCUUCUUUACCCGAAGAUGUUGAUAUCAGCGACGAAGUCGACUCGUUUCUGCUGGAAACCAUGACAAACCCGGAAUCCGAUCCGCUGGACGCGCUGGAUUUUUCGAGAAAGGAAGAUGCUAAAAUGUCGGAGAGCCGGAGAAACGAUCCGCUUGCCUCACCUGCAUCUUCCUCUGCCCAAGUCGUGACAGCACCAGCAAAAGACGAAGACAUUCUGUUCCACCCGGACUUCGUCACUUACCUCAAAAAGCGGAGAAGAGAACUCUCCUCCGUGCGAACGGUGGACAAGCCGAUGGUGGUCGGGUUGUCCUUAUGAAAUGCAAAAAUGUCUGGGUCUGGAAGAGUCAUGCUGUCUUUGCAUGACACAGAAGGUCUGGCAUGGAAGCUCUAGCAUCACAGGUUUCGAGAAGCGUUCGCAAUGCCGAGCCCGCAUGUUAAAUCCCUGACUUUGGUGACAGAAGGUGUGCAACUUUUGCUGCCUAUGCAUGAGAGAUUUUUCUGUGUUCUGAAAUGCGCAUCACAAGUUUGUAUGCUUCCAAACCCAGACACUUUUGCAUUUGAUUGUCCCCCCACCCCGCGAUCUUCGCGGUGAAGACCAUUAUGACUUGCUCAAGCGUUACUUACAAUCUCAAGCGUUACAAUAGAGUCUGGAAUUUGUGUUGCAUGAUGAGCAUGACAGACUUGCACAGCGUUCCACCUUUUGCAAUACAAAUUUCGCCAGAUUGUAGUGGUGUUUGGGGCUCCGGAACUUGUCAUGCGCAAUCCUAUGAGAGUAGGCUAGAUCAUGCACUCUUGCAUCACAGAUUGCCAUAUUCUAUUGUAACGUUUGAGAUUGUAACACGUGAGCGGGUUAUAACCAUGGCGAGCUUCUUCUGGGUCUCCGGCGGCGACGCGAAUCCGGAUUAUCUCAACUUUCUCGGCAAGGACGACCGGCCGCAGAAAAACACGAAGGUUUUCUUCGCUUUCAAACUCGCGGACACCCUGCCACGCCGGGAGCAGGUGAAGAUGGUCCUGAAAGCGCCCGAGGGGUUCAUCUUCGACGCAAAAUGCAUGAUCGACCUGCAGCCGGUGUUCCGGAAGGGCUACAAGUCCGCGGCGUUGACCCACCGGUACUUGGUCCGUCGGCAGUACACGCAGAGCCGCAGUUAUGGGACCACAACGUCGACCACGACGACGACCACCGGGCCCCGGUACGGACCCCAGUUGCUGAACCCGCCGCCGAGGUUCAGUACCUACCACAACUACGCGGAGAACCAGUUCCAGACGGUGGACCUGCCGGUCCCACCGCCGUACGACCGGACCGACGGGGUGCCGUCCGCGAUCACGGAGUACCUGGCCAAUUUGACCCGGUCGGCCCUGGAGCAAGCGGAACAGGACCAGCUCUCCUUCGACGGGCAGAUCCGGUCUGCGCGCUUUUCCAUGUCGACGGAGGAGCAAGACAACCAGUGGGGCAUCAAGGUCGACAGCUGCACGGGCAACGGGGCGGAGGCCAGCAUCAUGUUCUCGCCCAACGCCGACUACAGCUACAUGUAUUGAGAGGAAAAAUCCCCCCUCCCCAUAUUGAAAAGGCAUGGCUCCGGAAAUUUGUGUUGCUGAUUUGAGGUCACAAAUCACAUCUGUCUUGCAAGAAGACGAGGGCAGAAGCUUCCGCCAUAUUAUGGGGGCGAUUUGUCAUGCCGUUGGGCCUAAAGGGAGGCCGUUUGCCAUGCUGAGCAACUAGACCCAUACGCCCCCAGCUAGCCUGGGGAUCUGGCCGCCAUGCCUUUCUGCAACACAAGUCUGAUUUGUGUAUCCAAAUCCAGCAUCAGAAACUUCCUUUUGAUAUGGGGAGGGGGGAUUUUUCCUUUUGAUAACAUGUUGAAAAAAAACAUGCUGUACUACUUCGGCAUCUGGGUGACGAACCCGGUCGUGGUAUCCUGUGUAAAAACGUCCCCACCCCAGAGUUGUCAUGCAGAUUUGCCAUGACAGGAACAUUUGUGAUGCGCAACCUCAUGACAGGCAUUCUCAAUCGUGUUUGGGAACUUGUAAUGCUGUAAACAGGAUCAGAAGGUCGAUUUGUGAUGCGGCUUUCCUUGCUAACUUGCACUACCUUACGGACUGAAGCUUGUCAUGCGUGACUCCUAAAACUCCUAGGUUUGUGUUGCAAAAUCCCCAUCCUGACUCUGGUGUGGGUACGUUUUUACUCAGGAUACGUGGCCAGCAAAUACGGCUGGUUCGCGAUGGAUUUCGAAACCGAGACGUCUGCGCGCGUCGAGGCGUAUCCGAUCCGGACCAUGUCGCGGGCGCAGCUGUUCCCGAUCUCCGAGGCGUACGCGCCGCUGCCCUCGGAUGCAACGGCCCGAUAUGGAUUGCGAAAAUGUCUGGGUCUGGAAGAUUGCAACUUGUCAUGCUAAAUCCGAAUCAUGCAAAAAUCAGUGUUGCAUGAGUGCCAAAAGCUGCCCACUUUCGACCAAGUUGAGAGGGAGUUGCUCACGCUGGAUAGGCAUGACAGAGACCUCACAGAGUCUGUCAUGCUAGGUUCCGCAUUCCAGACCUCAUGGCUCAUGAAAAACCUGCAUGAUUUCCAGACCCAGACAUUUUUGCAGUGCAUACCCGAACCGCGUCAAACAUCCGGGUGACUUUUACUCCGGUGACGCCGAUCACGCCUCUGUUCGAGUACGUCCCGACGCAGACGGGGCGACGGCUAAGCGGCAGAAGUGCUGACACUUUUCAAAGUCAGGACUUCGAAAGGAGAAUCGACGCUAGGAGACCGCCGGCGUCGAGGGAAAGAAAUGCUGCCUCGAAGAUAAAUCUGGUGGAACAUCAAUUGGAAGACGGAUAUCACAGCAGCAACACUGUGCAGGUCGGCGAACCGAGGCUCUUUGAAGGAGGUGACGCUAGUACUAGCGGUGGUAGAAAGAACAAGCACCAGCACGGAAUAACGAGUUUCCAGGAGGAAAUCCAAUUUGGGGAAUCCGCAACCCUAGAAGCUGCAGACGACCGGGACCAAAGUCAAACCACAGAGGUCGUCGAGGACCUGCGCUCGCUCCAAGGGCAAACUUUCGCGGAGGGCAUGGUGUUGACCGGUUCCUCCGUGGAGGUCGUCGCCCCCUUGGGUUUCGAGUUCGUCGCGCGGAUUGGCACCGAGUGCAGCGGCUUCCGGUUCUACCCGGCGGACAACAUUUUAGAUGCGUUCUACGAGGGCGAGCACGUCCGCUGCUCCGUCGCGGGGCAGAAAAUCAAGGUCGUGUUUUUCAAGAAGGGCUUAGAAUCCUCCGUCAGCUACGUGUUGGCCGCGGACAUCAUGAAUGCGGAUCGCUCGAAGGCGAACAUUCUGGAGUCCGCAAGCUGGAUCAUCCAGACCUACCAAUACCAAGACACCAAUGUCGAGGACGGGCUGAUGGGCAAUCUGGUCGCCAUGGACGAAGUGUUGAUCCCCACUUACGCGAUGAACAAUUACGUCGAGCGCUUAUGCAUUGCAAAUAUGUCUGGGUCUGGAAGGACGUUUAUUUUGCUAGAAAUAGGGUCUUAAAAUUCAAUUUCUCAUGCGGGAUAGCCAGCGCAGGUCCUCCUCGUCUCGCAAAAUCUUUGAAGAUGCUUCUGUUGGCAUUCCAGACCAUCUGCGUGGUUCGCGAGUUGCAUGACAAACAUGCCGACUCGUCCAGAGGACCCAGACUACAUAUUUACCCUUGAUAGAACUGGUCGGUGAACAACUACUGGGAGCGGCAAAAAGGGCGGGAGUUGAUCGAAGAACUGUAUUUCCGUAUGAAGUUUUUCGGUCACGUGCAAACCGGGCAAAUCCUGUACAUGGAGGCGCCGCAGGGUUUCGAGUUGCACACGCUAGACGCGGAAAUGAACGCGCCGGUGAACCAGCUAGAGCACGGGGUCCAACCCUGUUUCGGGUUUUCCUACACCGGGCAGUACCCGUUCUUCUACACGACGCCCGAUCCGAUCUGCGGCUGCUACGAGCGGAACCUACAGACGGAAGAGCCGUUGAGCUAUUUGCGGAACUACGACGACGUUCGGUCGACAACGACCACAACGCCGCCGCCGGUGAACGCCAACGAGUGCCCGCGCAUCGAGUCGAAAACGGGCCGGGUGCGGCAGUGCUUUAUGCGGAUCAAUGUUUUCGAGCGAAACCCCGCAGUGUGGCAGGCAGCGCUAAAUGACCCGGACCGGGCGGUGAUCCAGUUCCGGUUAAAGACCUACAACCCGGAAGAGACGCCGUUUGUGACCCGGAAUUUCUGGAAUAUCUGGCAGUACGAGCCGAGUGACCUCUUCCUGCGAUCCAGGUUGGACGCAUUCCGGAAGGACGUGACGGACGGGCGGGUUACGGAAAACCACAUCUUUCUCCCCGGCGACGCGCCGCGGGUGUUUCAAGACGCGGCGGAGUCCAGCAGGAUUUUGAGAAAAGCUGGUGCAGUGUCGGGGGAACAAAGCACUGGUGAUAUUACUGGUUCUACGGCUACUACUUCUACUCUUGAGAAGUGCGGAAGGUCUGGCGGUUGCGGCGCUUCGACGGAAGGAAACAACUUUGGGUCGGAUGAUUCCGUUGACCUGCCAAGUGAUGUAGCGUUUCAGACAUCCUCUACCCUUUUCGACGAGAACAUGCUGACUUCCCUGCGGCAGGGGAAGCGAAAGACGCUCGGCACUUGUGAUGAGAACGAGAUCUUCGCGGAAGAUAGUAAGACCGAUAAUGUCAAGACCGCGACCAACAUGUUGAGAAAGAAAAAGAACCCGUUCAAAAUUUGGCCGUCCGAAAACACGAGGACGCAUGUCGUUCGGGAAAGACCAAACGAGUCUGAUAGCAGGAAAUUUUCUCAAGUAGGAGAGGACUCCAACGUGGAUACGAAGAAGAAGCGAAAGCUGCAGGUUUUCACCCCGCGAUACCAGUCGUCGGGCGAAGCGGCAGAUUUGAUCCUAGUUCCCUACCAGAACGACGGACAGCCGGACAACGGGGUGUCGCCGCAGCGGUUCAGCAUUUACGACGACAAUUGGCUCCUGAUGAAGCCGCGCCUGAACACCGCCGAGAUGGUCCCGCCGCUCCAUCAGCUCGUCGUCGAGUCUAUCUACCGAGCCUACCGCGCGACCGGCGCGACCGCCGCGGGCACCACGCAGGAUGCGAUUUCCAACAGCAACGAGUGGCAGCUGCUCGUCACCGAUGGCUACCUGGGAAUUCAGUCGAGUUCGGUCUACCCCUCCUGGGAAAUUCGCUCGCAACUCAUCCAGCCGCACUUUGCGAACGUGGGGAUCGCGGCCCGCACCGGGGCGCUCACGGAUUUGUUGCUGCAGUUCACACCCUUACACGAGGCGAACGUUUGCGUGGUGCGGAUCCGGGAGCCGAAGGAGUUUUCGUUCAACAAAACGACCGCGUACAUGAACGUGACCAAGGUGCCCGUGUUGGUGGAGAAAAAGAAGGAAGAAGUGCUGAUCGAACUCGACCAGGAGCGGAACCGCAUGAACCAGUUCGGGAAGAAAUUGACCGCGGUCCAGCACCAGCGGCUGAGCGACAAAACGUUCCACCUGGCGUACCACAGUAUGUUCACGUAUCACCAGGUCCCGCUCGACCAGCAGAACCCAAGGUCGCCCUCUUACAUCGCGGAGAACUACUUCUUGGAGCCCACCUUGAAAUACAACAGGACGAAUCUCGCGCCGACCGUGUUCUACCCGUUGUUCUACGAGAGGCGGAACGUCAGCAACACGUUCCAGCCCAUGCAGAACGAGGAGCAGUGGAUCCCGCUGCCGCAUCACUACGACAGCCGGCUGGCGCCGUCCCAGUUGAUCCUUGUCAACUGCAGCCUCUGUCCGCAGCAGCGAACGCAGAUUUUGCUGAAGAACGCGACAACGGGGAAUUACACCGAGGGGAUGCGGGUUUCCUUGAUCAGUUACUUCUACCAUCCACAGCGGACCGACCAAGAUUUUUACCAGUACGUCACCGGGUACAGCGAGGGCUUGGACGAGAUGCUGGACUACUAUCCACAGCGAAUCAUAUUUGUAAACCCUCGUUCCCCCCAACAUCCAAUUUGUUAUGCGCAACCGAUGAAGGAAAUGGAUAUUUUUGUCAUGCAAAAAUGGAUCGGGAACGAAGUAGAUGACGAGAAUACUUUUACUGUGGAUACUUGCACGCAAGAAACCAUGACGGCUUUUGAGCGCCCGGGUAGGGCGCCGCUGAUGGACAUGAAGAACGAAGUCGCCGUUGCGGGAUACGUGCACGUGAAGGGGAUCCCGAUUCUGCUGGGCGAGGACACGGUCCGGUGCGCGGAGGGGGUGGUGGGGGAGCUUCCCCCCGGGGCGCUCGCGUAUCCUGUGCAAAAGUAUCGUACUCGUAUGAAUUGCAGGCAUGCAUGACAAAUCUGGUUUCCUACCUAAAUCUGCAUUACAAAUUCCAACUUUCUUCCUGAUGAAAUUUGUCAUGCAAUUUAUACUAGUACGAUACUUUUGCAAUGCAUAUCGCGAACACGACGACCACCACCACGUCCACCACCUUCUUGGACGUCCCGGAGGGCGCGGAUCCGGUGGAGUACCAGGUGGCGCAGGAAAGGCUAGCUUUGUCCGGGGAAGCGCUGUUGGACUACUACGCGCGGUCGUCGUAUCAGAUCAUCACGCAGUACCAGGAGCUGGACCGGAUCCGGUCGCUUCAAAACGACCCCUUCCGCGUGCGGACCCUGCCGGACGGCACGCGGUUGGGCGGGUACAACAACGCCAACACGAGGUUCUCGCCCAAAACCCCCUCCCACCAGUGUGACAGCAUGCUGAAGUUGUUUGAACCCCAACUGUACGAGCCCAGCCGGAUGACCUUCGUCACCCGCUUCCAGAGGCAGCUCUACUCCGGGGGGCGGAUCCGAGUUCAGUCGGUGGAGGACAUGGGGCAAUUCGUGCCGGAUCCGAUUGCGCGGGACGAUAUCUUUUACCAGGAGCAGUUGGAAAAGAACAACGAGCCCUGGGAACUUCUGUACACCUAUCCGUACCAGCCGAAAGUGUUCCGGUGCCGCCCGACCACGAACAUGCAGUUUGACGACCGCGACCAGUACGACGCGUGGAAGGCGCAGACCGACCCCGACAAGCUCUGCCCGCCGGAGUUGCGGCAGGAGCACGUGAUCCUGAAAACCGCGGAAACCUCGCACACCGCGGACCGCUUGGUGGAGCGGGUGGAGACCACCCCGAGCUACGGCUUCGCGAGCCGGAAAACGAUGAGCCGGCGGCGGCGGAGCAUUGAUCUGACCAUGCUGAACGUGCAGGAGACAAGGGCGACGUACACCGGCACCGACAUAAAGCUCCUGGUCGGAACGGCGGAGCAGCGGGAUUUUGACAUCAAGCCCCAGUUCAACUUCGACACCUCCGGGGGGAUCCCCGUCGGGCUGGAGGUCACAGCCGUCGCCUUAGUGGAAGACCCGCUGCUCGCGAACCCCGCGCAGCGCGCCGGCGUGCAGCCGCACCGGGACAGGCUGGUGUCCAUGAUCUCCGCCUCCGGCAUGCACCACGUUUUGGCGAAGUCGGUGCUCACCCCGGACACGAUCGAGAACCACGCGGUGUCGCUGCAGCAACUGUUCGACGGCGUGAUUUACCCGAUUACGCUGAUUUUCUGGGGCGAGCGAAACGUUUUGAAGGACGAGAAGCAAGUCUCGGAGUUAGCAGAGACCUUCAUCGACCCGACGACGGGGCAAUCGGUCAAGAUCUGGGACACGGACAUGGAGAUCGACGAUUACAUCGUGUUUCAGCUCUGGGUCAUGCCGGGGAAGUUCGACAGCUACCUGCGGAUCGAGUCGGAGCUGUACAACAACACGCGGAGUACUUUCAUGCUGUCCACGACGAACGACGCCAGCUAUUACAUGAAUGCGACGGAAAUGAAGCUCACCUACCCGCUGCCGACAGAAAUCGUCGCGGGCAGGAAGAUGGGCGAGCGCGCGCCGCCGAUGAGCGUCGUGCCGCUGGAAAUAUCCGUGUCGUUGUACAACACGGACCGAAACUAUCAGAGUGCACAACUCCCUCUCCGUUUCAUUUGUGCUGCAAAAAUGUUCAACUUCAGCUCUUGCCUUGUGGCAUUUCAUGAGAUGACAAACUGGAGUACUCAGACAGUACAACAGUCCGCGCCUGGGCAUGUCAUGCAGCCCCUGUCACUGUCUCUUUUUCUGGUCAUGCCAUGCAAAUUGAUGGGGAGAGGGACGAGUUGUGCACUCUGAUAGAGGCCAGUACUUUGAAAACGACUUCCUUUCCGGGAAUCGAACCUGGAUUGACAUUUUGAAGCCGCCACUGUACGACGACAUGCGGCUUUGGAAUCGGAUGGUGAUGAAGCUCAUCUUCGGGGACGAAAUUUUUAUCACGAUCACCAACAACGAGAUGACGACGAACAUCAUCAUAUCACAGCAAAAUAAUUAGAGUGUGAACGUUAUGAAUGCAUGUAGAAAGACAGGGAGUGCAUGCAACUUGUAUUGCACAGCAUUAUUGCUAGGCAAAGUCUGUCAUGCGUGACUGCAAUAUCAUAUUUUUAACGCGUUUACAUCAUUUCUCUAGAAGUUGAUACCUCACCGAUUUCGUCGUGAAAGAAGUGAUGCUGAAGAACGUCUGGCUGCAGAACAACCUCCUGCUCGAUGAGUACUACCCGAUGACGGACUAUCUUUCUGACGAAAACAAGGCGUGGAUCGUGCAGCAGCUGAACGCGGGAUCGGGCGUCGCGUCCGGCGCGAUCAUGUCCGACACCGGGGGCAGCGGCGGGGGCUCGGGGACAGUUUAUUCUCCCUUUGGGCAGAUCGUGGUGCAGAACACGACCACCCUCCCUCCGUACAACUACACCUGCCAGCCGCACAUCUGGGCGCACGUGCUCCAGGUGUGCGACGCGGAGUGCCGGGCGCUGGUGUCCGGCAUGCGCGACACGGCCGGGAAAAAGCCGCCGUUGGCCGCCCCGUACCGAAACUGCGACAACUACUGCAAGGCGCAGCAGGGGGGCUACGAGUGCACGCUGGCGGCGGAGGAGCGGGCGGACCCGAACACCGGACUGCCCAGCUGCAACAUCCAGGGGGAGUACAGCUGCGACUUCGACUUCUCGCUCUACACGGACGACGUCAUUUGCCAGUGCCGCCCGACGACCACCACCACGACCACGCCGCCCCCGCCGCCACACCCGGUGCCGAAAGUGGUGGUCACGCACAUGGACUUCAUUUUGCCGAAGGACUACCGGUUCUACGGCACGGUGAUCAGCAAGUUCGUCGGGACGGGGGGCAUGCGGAAUUGGGGCAGCAUGCUUUUUCCCUACGAACCGGACGCGAACCCGCCGUUGUUCCCCCCGCCGAUGCCCAUCCAGAAAACCAUCAACACGCCCCCGGAAAACCCGGAAGACAACCGGUGGUUCGUCCGCACGAGAAGAAUGUGGAACGAGUUCGUCGUGACCAGCGUGAACCCGAAUACGCAGGUGCAGACCGGGGAAUACCAGCUCAUGUCCCUCGUGACCGGGUGGGGCGUGGUCCACGGCUUCCCCCUGGCCGAACUGUCCAGAACCUCCGUGGUGUACCCGGUGCUCCCCAACCUAGUGGACGCGGACGUGCACGCGGGCUUCGAGCUGGCGUACCGCGUUGUCACCUUCGCGCACUCGUUAAUAAUCUCCGCACCGCGCGGGUUCCUCCUCCAGUGCGCCCCCCCUUCGGUGCCCUCCCCCCAGGCGCAAACGUGCACCACGGACAGCUCGGGCGUGGAAAACUGCCAGUCGGACUACCGCUGCAACACGUGCAUCGACAUCGUGCGGUCGCGCCUGCUCUUCGCCAAGGACGCAGAAACGGACAACACGGGCUUCAACCUGGCGCCCGGCGCGGCAAACUCAGCGAACGGGCUGAUCACGGAUCCAAUCCUGGCGUUGUUCGGCCAGGCACUGCAGAGCAACACGGACCCCGACACGGGGGAGUGCUACGACCCGUUCACCAUGUUCACGACCCAGGAGGCCCUGGACGAGAACUUCGGGCAGUUUGCGUUUUACGUGAACAUGAGCGUAAAGGGGCUGAUUCUCUCCCAGCAGCAGAUUGGCGACGUGGAGCUGCUCGACAAGGCUGUUCCCUUUUCGUUUUUCUUGAAACUGCGAACCAGUUCCGACACGCGAACCGCACUGGAGAUCCGGGACGACCAGAUGCAGUCUUUGGAUCCGAACAAUCUAUCAACUACAAAUAUGUUUGGGUCUGGAAACCCGUGAUGCUGAAUGGAGCACGAUUGAAGAGCUUGCAAUGGCAGCCAAGCAUGACAAGUUUUUGAGAAGCCUGCUGAUGCCUAGCACGCCUCACAAAUUGCGUCUUCGAAGGAACAAGGCCAGCUUUCGCUGCUCUGGCAACGCAGGUUUUCCAAUUCCAGGAAUGCAAGACACGCAUCACAAGUUCGACUGUUUCAUCCCAGACACAUUUGUAAUCCAUAAAACCCGGACACGUACAACGGGGAAUGGGACUUCAGAAUACACGAUUUGGACAACAUCACGGUUGACGCCAAAUUUGAUAUCCCCAACCCGCACUUUGUCACCGGGUUGCCCAUGGAGGCGCCGAAGCUGAAGAUGCAGUUUCCCGUAUCCUGAGUAAAAACGUACCCACACCAGAGUCAAGAUGGGGAAUCGGCUAGACAAUUCCACAAGUUUUGGCUGUUUUGCAUGACAAAUUUGGAUUCGUAGUGUAGUGCUGUUUGAGCUAGCUCAGCAGCAUCACAGAUCUAGCAUACCAUGCUGAUUGAAGCAUGACAAAUUGCAAAGCACGACUAGAAAAUGCUUCUCAUGGAGCUCCGCAUGAGAAACAUUUUCAGCAUGCAGAUUUGCAUUACAACUCUGGCGUGGGUACGUUUUUACUCAGGAUAUCCCGAGUUCAACGUACGUGACGCUGGGAGCUGGGACAAGUAUCAAAUGUAAAAAUGUCUGGGUCUGGAAGAUUCUGAGAUUUGUCAUGCAUGUUUUGCAUGAGCCCUGACGUCUGUGAUGCAUGCCCUAGCAUCACAGUUUUUUUGAGAGUUUCUUGAUGCCUAUUCCGCAUGACAAAUGCCCUCUCCGCGUACCUGUAGGACGUGGAACGGGUGUGGUACCUGUAGGACGUGGAACGGGUGUCCACCUAGGGGUAUUGGCAGAGGCUAAAUCUGUUCUAACGCCACGGCAUUGGCAGAGGCUAAAUCUGUUCUAACGCCACCCUGACAGGAGUCAAAUGUCAAAACGAUGCGAUACGAUACGCGUAGCAAAAAUUACAUUCCUUUUGGUACUCGUGCAAUACAGAUUUUUCUGGAAUCCAAAUUCAGCAUCACAGGUUGCAUUCUUCCAGACCCAGACAUUUUUACAUUUGAUAACAAGUGGAAGUCGACGAUUACGGUCAGCUUCGCCACCCGCAACCCAAUUUAUUUCAUCGACGAGACGAGCCGAUUCAAGGCGAUUCUGAUCGUGUUGCCCCAGAUGUUUGAGCACAACAUCCAGGAGCCCUCGGAAUUCAUAUGCAUUUUUGCAAAUUUUCCGUCUCGGUCCUCUGGAUUUGUGUGGUGCGAGAUUUGAAGGCCAACAAGAUCAUCUGUGAUGCGUGAACAUUGGCAGGAGCAAUGGCCAGCUUUAUUUUUGUCGCGCUGGGCCAUUGAGAUUGAAGUUUGUUAAUCGUAUUCGUCACUCUACCCACGAAUGAACUUCGAAGCUAAACUUAUCGCGCUCUUGUGCCCCGCCCGUGCAGGGCAGGGCUGCAUCUGGCAUGCAAGCACAACUUCUAUGACAGGUUGCCUAUGAAGAUGUAUCCAUCUGUCCGGACCGAGACAUGUUUGCAUUCCAUAGUUCAAGUCGCUGAACCAAAAGUUCCCGACCGCCAUGAAUCAAGAGUGGCGGCAGUACCGGGCGAGCAAGCGGUAUGUCGUGGUGUUGAUUGAGGCCAUUGGGAUCGAGGAGCUGAAACUAGAUGUGGACACUUAUUCGUGGCAGUUUCCCAUCAAGGUAUUAUACUACUCGUUUAGUUUUUUUCAGUAGAAUUUGAAGUGCACAUAAUUUUUGUUUUCAGCGCUGGCUGGUGGUCCUGUGUCUGUGGACAAGCUUUAUUUGUGCUGUCACUGCGCGCAUGCGAGCACCCGCUCGCGGAGUAGAGUAAGUAACUCGCCUCUAGUUCUUCGGCGGCAUAAUUGCGGGCUUCAGGUCGUAUAAAGUAUUUCUGUAUUGUCGAUGGAAGAAGUGUAAACAAAAAGCACACUCCUCCGUCAGGUUCCCUCGCGUCUUUGGCCGAUAGACACGACCUUCCAGCUGAUUCUUUUAUCAAAUGUAAAAAUGUCUGGGUCUGGAAGAAUCCAACUUGUCAUGCUGAUUUUGGAUUCUAAAAAAAUCUGUAUUGCAUGAGCAGCAAAGAGAGUCUAAGUUUUGCUACACAGCAAGAGCAUUUGUCAUGCGGUAUAGGCAUCAGGAAGCCCUCACAAAAUCUGUGAUGCUAGGGCAUGCAUCACAGACAUCAGGAGUCAUGCAAAAUGUGCAUGACAAACCUGGCAAUCUUCCAGACCCAGACAUUUUUACAUUUGAUAUCUUUGCCGCAACUACAAUCCCUGCGGAUGGCCCAUGCCCGCCGAAGAUUACGUGGUCAGGUUUCCCAUCUACGGCCCGUCCCGCGAAGAAUACCUCCGCCUGAUUGAUCUAGACGACACGGUGUAUUACCGGGGGGCUGCAGCGGGAAAACUAUCCGGGAGAUCGUCCGUCUCGGUGACGACCAUGCUGGCAAGCCUGUUUGCGGUCUGGUGUCUAUUCACAUCAAUAGGCACUGUCUCGGGGCGGGACGGAGAGAGGAGAAAAAAAUGGCUCAUAUGAGAGAUAAAGGCCGGGCUGGUAGAAGUAGUUGCUCAGAUGGCUCGUUCCCCGCAGAGCGACACUGUAACCGGUUAAAUCCAGUACCUUUUCUUUUCCAAGAUGCAACUACAAAAACUGCUCGCAUACAGUUUUCUUUUCCAUUCGUUACUACGAGAUGCAGAUGUAGAUGACUUCGAUCACCAGUCUAAAAUUCAAAAUAAUCUUAUUCCAACUCCAAGAAACUACGACUAGUCUUUCUUUUUUUCACAAAAACACGUUAAUUAUUGCAUUAAUACUUCGUUCAUGUUUUGCUUUUCAUCGCAGAGCUUCAGCCAGAUUGAUUUUUCCAAUAAAUUUGCAACAAAAGAGAGAUGGCGAUGGGACUUGCAGAGGAACUUCGGCCCAAAGAGCGGUAAAACCUGCUGCGAGGCUUCGUAGUUCUUCCUGCAACUACAUCCUUAUCUGCUCGGGUUUUCUUUUCAACAGUUUAUUUCAACACUCGCUCUCGUUUUUCUUUGGUUUUUAUUGCUUUGGGUCUCGCCCUAGAAAAAAUCCAAUCCAUUUUAAUUCAAAGUUGUUACACAAGGACUGCUGGUCCUGGUGCGGCAGUAGCACCGUGGCGAGGGAGCAGAUAGUCUUCUAUUCGGGGAAGAAUCAGAAUAAAAGAUGUUGCAAAAACUCGAGGACGGACAAAAAGAACACCAGACACGCAUUCGGUGGUCGCUUUCAGGAGUAAGAAACAUUGCGCGGGCGUGGCCGUCUUCGGCACACGAGCAAGAUGCUCUGUUCAGACAAAAG